Messenger RNA from Schistosoma mattheei, 459 nucleotides. The record is from the annotation of a GenBank genome assembly. NCBI's taxonomy places the organism in Eukaryota, Metazoa, Platyhelminthes, Trematoda, Strigeidida, Schistosomatidae.
AUGAUGAUGAUGAUAAUGAUAAAUGAUGAUGAUGAUGAUGAUGAUGAUGAUGAUGAUGAUGAUGAUGAUGAUGAUGAUGAUGAUGAUGAUGAUGAUGAUGACGAUGACGAGGAUGACGAUGAUGAAGAUGAUGAUGAUGGUGAUGACGUUGAUGAAAAUCAUGAAAUACUUAUUUUUUUUAAAAAAAAAUACACAUUCCCUGCUAGAUUUUCUUUUAAGGAUAAAAGUUUUCAGACAAAAGAAAAUGUAUCAUCAUUUAUUUUCAUCCUAAAUUACCAGUCAUUAUUGGUUUUUCAUCAUUCUAAUUUGUUUAGAAUCAAACUAAUAAAAUUUACUUUUUUUUUGCAUGGAACUAAUUCAAUAAUGCAAAUUUAUGUUAAGUUUGUUGUAAAAGAGAAAAAGAAAAUUCUUAAAUACUUUCAACUGUAUGAAAAUUUAGCAAGAUCAACAUUCAAUUAG